This is a messenger RNA of Blepharisma stoltei, 3553 nucleotides long. The record is from the annotation of a GenBank genome assembly. NCBI's taxonomy places the organism in Eukaryota, Ciliophora, Heterotrichea, Heterotrichida, Blepharismidae.
AUGGAAAAUAGACAAACUCUUAGGAUCAACAUAAAGACUAUUUCUGGCCAAGUCAAAGAUUUGGAAGUCACUAACGAUGUAUUUUCUAACUCCCCUCCCCCCCCCCCCCUCCGUGAGCGAACAAAACCAUUAGAAAAAUCGCCAUUUUUUGACCAAAAACCCACCCUCCGUGAGUGAACAAAAAUUUUUUUUUAAUAGAAAAAAAUUUUAAUGGAAAAAAAUUUUGAUAUAUAAGUGAUAAUUAGUAUAAUGAAAUCUAGAGCUAAUUCUGUUUAAUUUUAAACAAAUUGCGUUUUAAAACAUAAAUUUUGCAAAUUAAAUUAAUAUUUGCUUCCCAAUUUUUGCAAAUUAGGAUUUUUUUAAAUUUCGAAAAAAAUAUUUUUUUAUAAAAUUUAUAUAUAAAUUUUUUUUAAAAAAAAAAAUUAACCCCCCUCCGUGAGCGAACAAAAAUUUUUUGUUCGCUCACGGAGGGGGGGGGGGGGAGUAAGUAGAUCUUAGUCUCAGACUUAAAAGUAGAAAUAUCCAAGCAUUUUGAAGCUCCCGUCCCCAGACAAAGAUUGAUAUAUCAAGCCAGACUUUUAAAAGAUACCCAAAGUCUUAGUCACUAUGUAAAAGAAAGUGGCAUUACAAUUCAUAUGCUCCUUCAAUCUCUUGAAGGCUCAAGCUCACAAGAUACUUCUUCCCAGGCUCCUCAACCUAAUCCCAAUCAGUCUAAUGAAAAUCAAUUUAGGUCUUCUAAUCCUUUUGAAUCACUUGGAGAUGCUUCAAAUUUUAUUCCAAACUUCCACUAUUCUAAUCCCAUGGUACUUGGCUUCUUAAACUUAAACAUUCCAAACUUAGUAAAUAGGGCAAGAGAAAAUGGCAUUAACCCGCCUGAAGAAAACACUGCCUUGCUUACAGAAAUUCUUCAGUAUUACAAUUUAUUGCUUUUCCAUAUUUCAGCUUUAAGUAGGAUUGUCCCAGUAUUACAGAAUUUGAUCACUUAUCAAUACUCCAUCACCUUUCUAGGCGCAGCGCAGUUAAGCACUAUAAAUCCUCCAGCAAUAUUUACGAAUCUGGCACAUUCAGCACUAAUGAUGAUAGAGGGACUCAGAGCUAUAUUAUGCAGAAUUGAAAACAGAGAAGCUGGCUCUUUUCUAGACUCAUUCAAUGGAUUUCAAAUAUUUGCAAAUUCAUUAUCAAUUCUUUUGUCUACAAUCGAGAAUUUUUCUAUAGCCCCUGAAAUAUUUUAGAUCAUUAUUGGCCAUCCAUUUUAAUUUCCAAAGUUAAUUUGUACUUGUCAGUUUUUUUAAAAAGCAAAAAACGAAAAUGGCAAGUCUCUGUUUAUUGUUUUAAGGUACCUAAUCAGGCUUAUACUGUAUAAAGCAGAUGCCCUGCACCGUGUUUUUUCUGGUCGGUAUUCUGUUGGAAUAUAGAGAUCUAUUAAGGUGUAUGAGCUAUAAUCCAGAUAACAUGCAUGAAAUACUUGGCCCGAACUAUGAUAUUAAAUUAGAUUCUAUCAUAUCGAUUUUUGAAGGAUUUACUGGAGAAAGCAGACCCGAGUGACUACGGACUCUUUCAAAUCUAAGUAUUGGUGAAGCUUUUGAGAGCUUUUUUAGUAAUUGGAGUGCUUUUAAUUGCAUAUUUCCAGUGCUGAAGUCUUGGCUAUCUAGUAUGGUUUCAACAGGCGAGAUAAAUCUUAAUCUCCUAUCCUUGAUUGUGCAAUUCCAUUUUAAAUUACCUAAAAAUUGAGAAAAUUAACGCUUGGCUUGAGUGAUUUUCAUAUGGUCAAGCAUUAAACUACUCUCUUCUUAGUCUCAAAUCUUUGAUGCUAAUGAAUAUUGGAAAUAUAUUACAAAAUAAUCGCUUCUGCACAAUGAUUGUACAACUUUUAGUAUAUUCCCUAAUAUAAACAUACUUUAUCUCUAAUCUCUAGUAUGUAUAAUAUUUUAUGUGGAAAAAGGUUAAUAAAAAUUUAUGUAUAAUUUUUUCCAUAUAUUCUUUUGAUCAAGCGAUGCAGUCGUUCGAUCAAGAAUCGGUGUGUGAAUUAAUGAAGAAUUUUUUGAAGAAAAUGAUCAUUUUCCUCCUAUCCCUGAAAGAUUUAAUCCUAAAAUGAAAUCAGGGAUUAAUUUGGACCAAGAAUUAAAGAAUUCUACUAACUUUUGGGUUAAAAAGACAUCGAAUCACAUUCUUAAUUACCAAGGAACAAAUGGAAUGGCUGAAUUGAAAAGAAAUAUAUGCUGUUACUGUGGUAACUUACUCCCAUCCUUCGCUAGAAAGUAAAUUUUUUUUCAUUGUGGGUGAAGUCAACAUUUAUAAAAAAAAUUUAAUAUUAUUUAUAUAGUCUUUCUUUCUUUAUUUUUUAAUUAAAUAGGCUUUUUUUAAUAGAUUUUGCUGACUAACAAAGGAGAGCUAGUGGAUAUAGCAGUUGAAGCUCUGCAUGGAAAUGUAUCAGAUGGUAAAGACUUGAUGGUAAGCACACUAUUGGAAAUCAUCGUGGAUAUAUUUCCAGGAACUCUCACAAGCCAAGUAAGAAAUUCAUUGACAAACACACUGAAUAUUUCAUUUACAAACUUUCAUGAUUGCUAUUUGAAAUAUAAAAAUGAAAAUAGGGGAAGAAUAAAAGUGCCAGAUGGGCAAUAUAUAUCUAAAAGUUGGUUUGGCAACGAGCUAUGACAAAAUUAGCUAGAAUAAGAAAAUUAUCUCAGCGCACUCAAGAGAUAUUUCAAAAAGUUUGCAAGCCUUCCAGCCUUAUGGCAACAGAUUCAUCCAUAAUCGAUUUAGAGGAAAAAUAGUCUUAUUCAGUAUUUAUUGAUGAAGUCUACAAAGUGAGAAUUUAAAGCAUUUUUACGAUGGGAAGCUGACAGCUUAGGAACGAUAAUUCCUCGGGAAUACUGGAAAAACUCAAUUUUUGCUCUAUUCAAAAAUAACUAUUAGCAUUUUCAUGCUUUUUUUCCUUUAAAAGCAUAUGUUGGCUUUUUAUGCGAUUUUUUAUUUUAUUUUAUUUUUAUGAUUUUUAUAUAACGGCAGUCUGUUUUUGCAUCUGCUUGCAUUUUUAUGCAAAUAUAUAUUUAAAUUGACAAAUGUAAUCUAUACUUCAUUGCUUCGAGGUUUAAAUGCUCUCUUUUUAUCAUUUAUAUAGCACAUUGAAAUUUUCUUGGUUUUUUCCUGCAAUAUGGAAAAGUGAUCAAGAUAUAGUUUCUGCAUCUACUCUUGACAUCAAUUGAAAGAGGAGAUCAUCUAAUCUUUUUAACAUACUUCUAUUUUACUUUUGCUCUAUUAUACUAUUCAGCUUUAAUAUCAUAAUUUUUAUCACCAUUGGUAUUUUAUGCUGGGUUAUAUGUGAGGUUUUACUCUUUGAUAUUUUCACGCACUAUUUUUUUCUGAAAACAAAAUCCAUUUCACUUUUUCAAAUUCUGAAAAUUUACAGUCAUUUUUAUAGGGCACAGAAAUGUCAUAAAAAUACCACCAUAAGGUACUUUCAUGUCUACCCGAAAAUAGUAGUAAUAUCAAUAGUAUGAUAUCAGUUCCAGAAAACUUUUCUAUAGGUAGUGAAAUUUCUGAUGAAGAGUAA